AUGGCGACAGUGACUCUGAAGCUGGUGACGCGUUAUAAGUCUGCGCUGAAGCACCGAAGGCAGGCCGUUGGUCAGGAGGCUGUAUAUAAGCUGGAGGCCCGCUCAUGCCGGCUGUCAGUCGAGACACAGCAGUUGAAGAUGGCGCUCGUCUCAGCACUGGUCGUCGCGAUGCUCGCAGCGGCGGCGACGGGCCAGUUCCAGCCGCGGCCCGCCACAGAGGACGUGCCACCCUUCCCGCCCAACGGCCCGCCCGCCAGCAGCAAGCUCACUGCCGGGAGGCUCUUCUUGGGCGGGGAUUUGUCAGAAGCACAGAAAAAGCAGCACGCCUGGGAGAGAAGUGGCCAGUUUGAAGGUGACAUCGUGUUUCCCAAUGGACUGAGGCCAGCCAACGGAAUUAUAUUUGAGUCCUGGAAGUGGAAUUCUCUUCAAGUGCCUUACUUCAUUGAUCCUUUGUUUACCAGGGCUCAGAGGGCGGUGAUCCUGGGAGCCAUCGACGAGUACCACCGCCGGACGUGUAUCAGGUUCCGGCCCUACGUGAGGACUGACCCGGACUACGUGUACAUCACUGGCAACUUCAGCGGCUGCUACUCCUACAUCGGCAGGGUUGCCAAUGGGCAGAUUCUAAACUUGGAGUACAAUGGUGGCUGCGUGUUCCACGACACAGUACUCCAUGAACUUCUGCACGCCUUGGGUUUCUAUCACAUGCAGAGCACAUCUAAACGUGACAACCAUGUCACUAUCCUCUGGGACAAUAUCAUGACAGGAUUCGAACACAAUUUUGAAAUCUACAACACAACUGAUUUCGGCACGCCUUAUGACUAUAUCAGCACUAUGCACUACAGUAGAUUUGCUUUCUCUUCAAACGGACAGCCAACCAUUGAAUCUAAGCAAGGCCACAGUUCACUGGGAACCGCAAAGAAUCUGACUGAUCUAGACAUCUUCAAGCUCCACACUCUGUAUGGCUGCCGCACUUAAGAUGACCAUGUAAACAUUUCCUUGGCAAAAUAUUUUUCGCUUUUAAACCACGCGAAUUUCUGAGAUUCGUAGAGCAUUCUUAUAAGGAAACUGAAUUAUCUGCUGUAUUUAUGUAAGAGUAGUUUUGAAAUGUCUUGUUUAAACUGUGCAAAUAAAGAAAUAGAUUCAUAA
Molecule: messenger RNA, 1146 nt
Organism: Bacillus rossius redtenbacheri
Lineage: Eukaryota; Metazoa; Arthropoda; Insecta; Phasmatodea; Bacillidae
Product: astacin-like
Exons: 7
Coding region: 1-975 (324 amino acids)
Biological process (GO): proteolysis
Molecular function (GO): metalloendopeptidase activity; zinc ion binding
Source: RefSeq, a predicted model, not a curated record